Messenger RNA from Mangifera indica (mango), 1651 nucleotides. Its product is annotated as E3 ubiquitin-protein ligase RDUF2-like. The coding region runs from base 160 to 1212 and encodes 350 amino acids. Gene Ontology annotation, molecular function: ubiquitin protein ligase activity. The record is from RefSeq and is a predicted model, not a curated record. NCBI's taxonomy places the organism in Eukaryota, Viridiplantae, Streptophyta, Magnoliopsida, Sapindales, Anacardiaceae. Gene Ontology annotation, cellular component: cytoplasm. The transcript has a single exon. Gene Ontology annotation, biological process: protein ubiquitination.
UGUCUCACCUCUCUCUCUCUCUCUCUCUCUCUCUCUAGACCGAUCAGUCAAAUUAGGUUUCUUCAAAUAACGAAUCUUUAAUCUCACCUUAUUUUAAGAAAGUUAUUUGUGCGUGAUUGAAUAAAGGAGCUUUACUUUAGAGAUUUGUUCGUCUAAUUGAUGAGUUUGUCUAUGGCUUCAAGGGGAUCCUCUUACUGGUGCUAUCGUUGCAGUCGGUUCACCCGGGUUCGGGCCCGGACGCAAGAUACGAUCGUCUGCCCCGAUUGUGGCACUGGAUUUAUCGAGGAAGUUGACGGAGCACGGAAUCAGGAACCCUUAAGGGGCCCGAGGCUGCGCAGAACCCGGAGAAUCGGUGGAGAUCGAUCUCCUUUUAACCCCGUCAUCGUCUUACGUGCACCUCAAAACCCUGACAGUGGAAAUGACGGAAACGGUGUUGAAGGAGGAGAUUUUGAGCUUUACUACGAUGAUGGAUCAGGGUUGGGUCUUAGACCCUUACCCUCGAGCAUGUCGGAGUUCUUGAUGGGGUCAGGGUUUGACCGGAUUCUUGACCAGUUAUCACAAUUGGAAAUUAACGGAGCUACGCGGUUAGAUAACCCUCGCGCGUCGAAAGCAGCGAUCGAGUCAAUGCCGGUGGUCAAAGUCUUGGAGUGUCAAGUGGCAGAAGACUCACAUUGCGCGGUUUGUAAAGAAGCGUUCGAGCUUAAUUCAGAGGCUCGUGAGAUGCCGUGUAAGCACAUUUACCACUCCGAUUGUAUUCUUCCUUGGCUUUCUAUUCGUAAUUCGUGUCCUGUAUGUCGGCAUGAAUUGCCGAGGGAAGGUAAUAUCCGUAAUUUGCGAGAGUCAGGUAGGUUUCUUGAUGAAGACACUGUGGGGUUAACUAUAUGGAGAUUGCCAGGUGGCGGUUUUGCUGUUGGGAGGUUUGGUGCUAAUAGAAGAGCUGAUGAAAGAGAUUUUCCUGUUGUUUUCACAGAAAUGGAUGGUAGGUUUAACAAUGCUGGCAAUGGGCCGAGAAGGAUUUCCUGGGUGUCCAGUGGAAGGAGAGCUCGAGCCAGAGGUGGGUUUGGCCGUGCUUUUCGCAACUUCUUUUCGAUCUUUAGGCGGAUUAGGUAUAGAUUUUCGCGUUCUAGUGCUGACUUUGAAAAUAGAAGUCAAUUUUAUGAUGUUAUUAAUGGUAGGAGAAACGCUUCGAAUUUUGAUGAACCCAGAUGGUGAAUCUAGGUUUGAUUGUGUAUGUAGAGUUCUGUUUUUUUUGUUGAAUACUGUGAUCGUAGUUGUUGUCUUCCUCUUAACAAAAGGAACAUUUUGUAUUAUAUUAGUAAGUUGCUGUAAAUAAUGACACUUGAGGAAGAGAAAUGGACUUGUUAUUCAGUUAUUCUGUGAUGGACAAAAGGAUAUGACUGAAUUUUGAUCUACUAGGUGAUGGUUUUCACGCAGAGGAAGUAAGCUAUGCAGUUAGAGUGGACACUUGAGAAUCAUGAUAUUGGUAGUGAGGUACCAAUCGUCAUGUAUAAUUGUAAUUGUUCAUGGUUUUAAUGCAAUAGUUUUAUGCUUGCUUUUUUCUCAUGUAAUUUUACGGCAGCGAUUGGGUAUUUUCCCACUGUUGUAUAUGUAAAAUUUUGAAGUUAUUCAUCUAUUGAAUUUCUUUUACUUA